AUGGCAAUAAAACAAGAAGGACGUCUCGGCGAUCCCAAUAUGGAUCUGAGUACCGACCCGCGCAUGGACCCCAAUCUUCUCAAAGCAAUAGCCGCUCUAGGCCUGACCGGCAACGCUCCGGAUCCCCCCGUCCGCCGUAGCGAUCCCCAUCCGCAACAACUUGAAUAUAUUGCAGCCGUCGAUCAGAAUUUUAAUGCUUUCUUCGAUGCGUUGCCGAACGAUCUCCCGGAUGAUCAUAACCGAGGCAAGGUUGACUACAGGACUGAAACCAUCAAAGGGGUCGACAACAACGAUAUCAUUCUGCACAUUUACCGCCCCGCCGGAGUGGAGAGGCCUUUACCGUGUGUGAUAUAUAUCCACGGCGGUGGGAUGGUGAUCAUCAAGACAGAAAAUCGGGCAUGCAAGACCUGGUGCGAAGACCUUGCAUUGACCGGCCUAGUUGCCAUCGCCAUCGACUUCCGCAACGGAUAUACCAAGGAGGGGCUUCAUCCGUAUCCCGCGGGCCUGAACGACUGUAGCACUAGCGUGGCAUGGAUCAGUGCCCAUAAGAAGGAGCUCGAAAUCACAAAGAUCGUGGUGCAAGGCGAAUCUGGCGGCGCGAAUCUCUCCUGCGCGACAGCGCUAAAGGCUAAACGCGAUGGCAAAAUGAGUAUGAUUGACGGCGUGUACGCUAUAGUGCCGUACAUCAGCGGCGCAUACGGCUGGGACGAGGCGAAAAAGUUGGAGCAGCUGCCCUCGCUCGUCGAGUGCAACGGCUACUUCCUCAACUGCCAGCAGAUGGAUGUGAUGGCCGGAUUUUACGACCCGACUCGAGAAAACGAGACCAAUCCGCUGGCCUGGCCGCUGCACGCCUCGACGGAGGAUCUGGCGGGCCUGCCACCCCAUGUGGUGGUCGUGGAUGAGCUGGAUCCGCUGAGGGACGAGGGCAAGGAGUAUUUAAGGAAGUUACAGCGGGCGAGUGUGAAAGCUAUCGGAAGAGUAAGUCUAGGUCUCACGCAUGGUGCGGAUUCGAUUAUGCGGCAGGCGGUUCCCGAGGUUUAUAAGAUGACUGUCAGCGAUGUCAAGCGGUUCGUGGAUAGCAUUUAG
This is a messenger RNA of Cladophialophora bantiana CBS 173.52, 1086 nucleotides long. RefSeq lists its product as uncharacterized. The record is from RefSeq and is a predicted model, not a curated record. The transcript has a single exon. Bases 1 to 1086 code for a protein of 361 amino acids. Lineage: Eukaryota; Fungi; Ascomycota; Eurotiomycetes; Chaetothyriales; Herpotrichiellaceae. Gene Ontology annotation, molecular function: hydrolase activity.